Molecule: messenger RNA, 1533 nt
Organism: Glarea lozoyensis ATCC 20868
Lineage: Eukaryota; Fungi; Ascomycota; Leotiomycetes; Helotiales; Helotiaceae
Product: P-loop containing nucleoside triphosphate hydrolase
Exons: 9
Coding region: 1-1533 (510 amino acids)
Biological process (GO): proton motive force-driven mitochondrial ATP synthesis; proton transmembrane transport
Molecular function (GO): ATP hydrolysis activity; proton-transporting ATP synthase activity, rotational mechanism; ATP binding
Source: RefSeq, a predicted model, not a curated record
AUGUUCAGGAGCGCCCUUCAAAAAUCCGCCUUCAAGGCCUCACGGAGUGCCUUCAGACCAGCAGUCUCUGCUGGAUUAAGAGUAGCUGGUGCUCGGUUCGCGAGUGAUAAUGCGCUUCAUGGCAAGAUCCAUCAAGUCAUUGGUGCCGUCGUCGAUGUCAAGUUCGAUACCGACAAGCUUCCUCCUAUUCUAAACGCCCUUGAGACAGACAAUGGCGGAACGAAACUGGUUUUGGAGGUCGCACAACAUUUGGGAGAGAAUGUCGUCCGAACAAUUGCUAUGGAUGGUACGGAAGGUCUCGUCCGUGGACAUCGAGCGACAGAUACUGGCAACCCAAUCAUGGUACCGGUCGGUCCAGGAACACUCGGUCGUAUCAUGAACGUCACUGGAGACCCCAUUGAUGAGCGUGGUCCUAUCAAGCACACCAAGAAACUGCCGAUUCACGCCGACGCUCCUCCUUUCACCGAUCAAUCUACCGCUGCUGAGGUUUUGGUUACUGGUAUCAAGGUCGUCGAUUUACUCGCCCCAUACGCUCGUGGAGGAAAGAUUGGUCUCUUUGGAGGAGCUGGUGUCGGAAAGACCGUGUUCAUUCAAGAGUUGAUCAACAACAUCGCCAAGGCUCACGGUGGUUACUCCGUUUUCACUGGUGUAGGAGAGCGAACCCGUGAAGGUAACGAUUUGUACCACGAAAUGCAGGAGACUCAAGUUAUUCAACUUGAUGGCGAGUCCAAGGUCGCGUUGGUCUUCGGUCAGAUGAACGAGCCUCCAGGAGCCCGUGCCCGUGUUGCCCUUACCGGACUCACCGUGGCAGAAUACUUUCGCGAUGAAGAAGGACAAGAUGUCUUGCUCUUCAUCGACAAUAUUUUCAGAUUCACCCAAGCCGGUUCAGAAGUGUCUGCUCUUCUAGGUCGUAUCCCAUCUGCCGUCGGUUAUCAGCCAACACUCGCAGUUGAUAUGGGUCUUAUGCAAGAACGUAUCACAACCACAAACAAGGGAUCGAUUACCUCCGUCCAGGCUGUCUACGUGCCUGCUGAUGAUUUGACUGAUCCUGCCCCUGCCACCACCUUCGCCCAUUUGGACGCCACCACUGUCUUGUCCAGAGGUAUUUCUGAGUUGGGUAUCUACCCUGCUGUGGAUCCUCUGGAUUCCAAAUCCCGUAUGUUGGAUCCUCGUAUCAUUGGACAAGAUCACUACGAUACCGCCACCAAGGUCCAACAGAUGUUGCAAGAGUACAAGUCGCUACAAGAUAUCAUUGCCAUUCUUGGUAUGGAUGAAUUGUCGGAAGCUGAUAAGCUCACUGUCGAGCGCGCUCGUAAGCUGCAGAGAUUCUUGUCGCAGCCAUUCGCUGUCGCUGAGGUCUUUACUGGUAUCCAGGGUGUUCUUGUCGACUUGAAGGACACUAUCCGGUCAUUCAAGGCCAUCAUGAACGGAGAGGGUGAUGACUUGCCAGAAGGUGCCUUUUAUAUGGUUGGUGAUAUCGAUGCUGCGCGUGCGAAGGGAGAGAAGAUUCUCGCUGAUCUCGAGAAGGAGUAA